Messenger RNA from Phialemonium atrogriseum, 855 nucleotides. Its product is annotated as 3-beta-hydroxysteroid dehydrogenase. The record is from RefSeq and is a predicted model, not a curated record. The coding region runs from base 1 to 855 and encodes 284 amino acids. Lineage: Eukaryota; Fungi; Ascomycota; Sordariomycetes; Cephalothecales; Cephalothecaceae. Gene Ontology annotation, cellular component: cytoplasm. The transcript is spliced from 2 exons. Gene Ontology annotation, molecular function: oxidoreductase activity, acting on the CH-OH group of donors, NAD or NADP as acceptor.
AUGGCCACAAGCAAGAUCGCGGUAAUCACAGGCGGCGCCUCCGGGAUGGGUUUGGCGUGUGCGGAGGCGCUGUCACGGAGAGGCUGGGGAGUACAGAUUAUGGACCUCAACGCGGCGGCCGGGACGAGCGUGGCCGGUCGACUCCAGAACGUCAGCUUCAGCCAGGUCAAUGUCAACUCGUGGGACUCACUCUCGUCGGCCUUUCACAACGUCUUCACCAAGCAGGGCAAGAUAGAUUUUGUAUUUGCCAACGCGGGCAUCCUCCAGCUCGACAACUUCUACCAGAAUGUCGAGGUGCGGCCGCCACCGGAGCCGAGACAGGCCAGUAUCGACAUCAAUCUCAAGGCUGUCAUCAACACCAGCUACCUGGCCCAGCACUAUUUCCGAUCCAGCAAGCACGGUGUGAAAGAUCCAGUCUUGGUCAUGACAGCUAGCAUUGCCAGCUUUUACGCCCAGGAGUUUAACCCUCUUUACACGGCCUCCAAAGCCGGUGUUCUCGGUUUCAUGCGGUCCAUCGCCGCCCCUUUCUACCACCAAGACGGCAUCCGGACCUACGCCAUCUGCCCCGGCACGGUGCGCACGAACCUACUGGACAGCACGGUGUGGGAUACGUUCCCGGAGGAGCACAUCACGCCCGUCGAGACGGUAGUCUCGGCAGUGGAGAAGCUCGUUGCCGGGGGGCGUUUGCAAGACGACCAGGGCAAGGUAGUCGAAGACGGGGAAAAUUACGGCUUGGCGGUGGAGGUGUUUGGCAGGAACAUGUACUUCCGGGAUCAGAUGGAGUACAUCAACGAUGGCAUGCGUCAGAUCUGCGAAGCUGCCAGCCUGGAGCACCAGCAGGAGAACUUGCAGUAA